AUGGCUGAUCGCGGACGUGGCCAAUCCCGGGGAGGUCGCGGAGGCCGUGGGCGUGGUGACUUCCAUGGCGGCCGCGGUGGAGGCUCAACAUUUUCCGGCUUUGACUCCGGCAAUACACGUGGAGGCGGAGGCGGCUUUCGCGGAGACCGUGGCGGUGUUGGGUUCCGCGGUGAUCGCGGCGGUGGUGGAUACCGAGGAGAUCGCGGCGGCGGCGGCGGAUACCGAGGAGAUCGCGGCGGCGGCGGAUUUGAUCGAGGUCGUGGUCGUGGCGGGACCAGAGGCGGCCGUGUCGACAAAUUUGCUGGAGAGUCCGAGGUGUUUAAAAGCUCGAGCGAUGCGCCGGGUCCGGACGCGAAGAUUGCUCAGCUAGAAGACAAGCUGAUCAACGAGGCCCUGUUGACAAAGCAGACCUCAGCGCUACAGAUCUCGGGCUCUGCAUCGCCAUCCCAGCCUGUCUCCGAAUUCAUGCCCCUGAGACCUGCGUUCGGAUCCAAGGGAAAGGAAGUCAUUCUUUGGGCAAAUUACUUCACCUUGCAGGCCAAAGCGCAGACAUGGUCCAAGUAUUCCCUCAAGGUAGCCAAAGUUGCCACGGAUAAAUCAGGUGCCAAGGUCAAUGUCCCCGAGCCAAAGGGCCGGAAGUUACAGAGGAUUAUAACCCUUGCCCUGGAUCAAGUGGGUUCCGCCAUUCCAGUUGCAUCGGAAUACAAGAGCCAGGUGGUUUCUCUCAAGCCCCUUGAUCUCCCUGACAACGGUGUCGUGGAGGUCCUUUACGCCGAUGAGGGCCGGGACAGCACCUACACAGUCAAGUUCCACGGUCCGAGCGAUGUAGCCCUGGACGACAUGCUGAGGUUUCUGUCGACGAUGCAAGCUCCUACCGCCACAUCCUCCUCCUCAACGUUCCCCAUCUAUGAGGAUGUGAUAGAUGCUGUGGGGAUUGUCCUCGGUCAGACUCCCCGAGCAAAGGAUACCAUUGCAUCGCUUGGCAGCAGUCGGCAUUUCCCAAUGAACCUCAAGUCCGAGGUUCACGACCUGGGCUAUCCUGGUUUCAACACCAUCGUGCGAGGUUACUUUCAGAGUGUGCGGCCGGCCACCGGACGGCUCCUUCUCAACGCUAACGUGUCCCACGGCGUCUUCCGCUAUUCUGGUUCUGUUAUAGAACUCAUGACUAGAUUUGCGGAUGCGAAUCACCAAAUCCGCGACAAUGACUUAAAGCAGCUGCACAAAGUUCUCGGUCGAUUGCGAGGCAAAGUCCAGAUCCUUGCCGACCGUGGCCAAGGAGAUCCCAAGCCGAGCAAGAAAGGCAAGGCGAGCUCUCACAAGGGACAAGCGAAGCCACCAGGAGUCGCAAGGAUCAAGGAGUCUGUCAUCUGUGGCCUCGCAACUCCCGGCGAUGGCGAUAAAAAAUCUAAGACCAAAGUGAUGCGCUUUGGCGCCCGCCCCCAUGAAGUGUCCUUCGUUAUCAACGAUAACGCACCACCUGGUCUUGAGGUUGGGAAGACAUAUACUGUGGCACAGUACUUCCAGCUGCGAUACGGUCGCCAAGUCAAUCCCGACUGGCCUGUCGUGAACACUGGCACCAAGUUGAAGCCAGUGUACAUGCCCGCUGAGUUGGUUGAAAUUAUACCGGGCCAGGCUCUUCGCCGCAAGACUACGGUGGAGGAAACGCGAGACAUGAUCCUGUUCGCUUGUCGGUCUCCUUUUGCCAAUGCGACUUCGUUGAUUACUACGGGGCGAGCUUGCCUCGGACUGGAUGGGAAUCCAGCUUUGAUGCGAUUUGGUAUUUCAGUCGACAAAACCCUGUUGAAGGUAAAGGGCCGCGAGUUGACCGCGCCACAAGUCUUAUAUGCCAGCAUGAAAAACCCGCGAGAGACCAAAAGGCCUCGUGUUUCUGAAGGGUCAUGGAACAUGGCCGAAGUGAAAGUAUCCAAGCCUGGACGCCCGAUUCAAAUUUGGACCUGGGUUUAUAUUAACAACUUUUCGGGCCGUUACGUCCCACAUGAUGUGCUGAAAGUCUCCAUGAAGAAGAUGAUUGCGUUCUGGAAGGCAAUGGGCAUCUCUAUACCGAGCCCUCCAGCCCAUGACGAUGGAUUCGAAAUCCAAAUACCCCAGGGCGUGACCGCCUACAAAGCAAUUGACGAGGCAUUCUCUCGAUUCCCUUCUACCGUUCAGUUCGUGUUUGUAGUUCUUCCCGACAAGGGCACGGAGACCUACAAUGCGGUGAAGACAUUGGCGGACACCAAGUAUGGCUUCCACACCGUCUCUGUGCAGCGCAACAACGUCACCAAAGAGGCAGGAGCUGAACAGUACUUCGCGAACGUCGGACUGAAGGUGAACCUGAAGGCUGGUGGUGUAAACCACAAGCUAGAGAAUGGCGUAAGCUUGGUCAAAGAAGGCAAGACCAUGGUUGUGGGAUACGACGUCACGCACCCAACCAACAUGUCUAGCAAUGCCGAGGACGCACCGAGUAUGGUCGGCAUGGUAUCAAGCAUCGAUGCGGACCUCGCGCAGUGGCCGGCCACGGCAUGGGCCCAGGCUGGCCGUGUUGAGAUGCUCGAUGCCACAUUACUGGAACGAUUCAAGGGAAGACUUAGGCUCUGGCAGCAACACAACCAGGGCCGCAUGCCCGAGAACAUCAUCAUCUACCGCGAUGGUGUGUCUGAGGGCCAGUUCAUCAAGGUCUUGCAGGAAGAACUCCCCCAGAUCAGGACAGCCUGUAAAGAAUUGUCAAAACAGAAGCCCAAGAUCGCCUUGAUAGUUUCUGUGAAGCGGCACCAGACUCGCUUCUUUCCCACCGACGCCCACAAUAUGACUCGAUCUCGGAACAUCAAGAACGGUACGGUUGUAGACCGAGGAGUCACGCAGGCCCUGGUCUGGGAUUUUUUUCUCACAGCGCAUACUGCCCUACAAGGCACGGCUCGUCCCGCCCAUUACACGGUGCUACUCGAUGAGGUGUUCCGCAGCACCUACAAGGCCGAGGCCGCCAACACCCUAGAGAAGAUCACGCACGACAUGUGCUACCUCUUUGGCCGCGCAACAAAGGCCGUCAGCAUCUGUCCACCGGCAUACUACGCCGACAUCUUGUGCACGCGCCAACGGGCGCACAUGAGCGAGCUGUUUGAGGGCUCCGACGAUGCGUCGAUCGCGACGUCUACGAGGGUUGACAUCACCUCGAGAGUGGUACACGAGAAGCUGAAGGACUCGAUGUAUUACAUCUAG
This is a messenger RNA of Neoarthrinium moseri, 3216 nucleotides long. RefSeq lists its product as uncharacterized. NCBI's taxonomy places the organism in Eukaryota, Fungi, Ascomycota, Sordariomycetes, Amphisphaeriales, Apiosporaceae. The record is from RefSeq and is a predicted model, not a curated record. The transcript has 6 exons. Gene Ontology annotation, molecular function: protein binding; nucleic acid binding. Bases 1 to 3216 code for a protein of 1071 amino acids.